AGUGAAGGUGCUGUUUUAAUUGAAGCCGAUGCUACAGCCUUUGAUUCUCAUUUAUCAUCAUAUCCAUUUGAAGGCCUUAAAAGACUUGCUGCUAGAGAAUAUAAACAUGAAAUCUUUUCUAUUGGUAUUGAUGAUUAUGAAACUUAUCGAUAUCUCUUGCGAGAGCAUGAUGAUAGAUAUAUUAAUUACAAAACAUAUCUAGAUUUUUAUAAAAAUUCUGAUUUUCUUAAAAAUAAG
Racocetra persica is the source of this 237-nucleotide messenger RNA. Lineage: Eukaryota; Fungi; Glomeromycota; Glomeromycetes; Diversisporales; Gigasporaceae. The record is from the annotation of a GenBank genome assembly.